CUUUCUCUUUGAGGCAGUUUUCGCGCCGCUGUGUGGGUGGUUCACUUUGAAUUCCUUUCGUCCAAUAGUAGCUCACCCACGGAGCACGUGUCUCUCCGUCUGGACCAAUCAGCGCUGCCCUGACUCCGGCAGCUCCUUCAUAAAGCCGCUGUUCCCGCUCUCACAGCAUUCGUUCUUGAUCUGUGAGCACAGAGCAGACUGAUAAAUCACGAUGGCCAGAACCAAGCAGACCGCCCGUAAGUCCACCGGAGGAAAAGCUCCCAGGAAGCAGCUGGCGACCAAAGCCGCCCGUAAGAGCGCCCCGGCCACCGGCGGAGUGAAGAAGCCCCAUCGCUACAGGCCCGGUACCGUGGCUCUGAGGGAGAUCCGUCGCUACCAGAAGUCCACCGAGCUGCUGAUCCGCAAGCUGCCCUUCCAGCGCCUCGUCAGGGAGAUCGCUCAGGACUUCAAGACCGACCUGCGCUUCCAGAGCUCCGCCGUCAUGGCUCUGCAGGAGUCCAGCGAGGCUUACCUGGUCGGUCUGUUCGAGGACACCAACCUGUGCGCCAUCCACGCCAAGAGGGUCACCAUCAUGCCCAAAGACAUC
Anoplopoma fimbria (sablefish) is the source of this 586-nucleotide messenger RNA. Its product is annotated as histone H3. NCBI's taxonomy places the organism in Eukaryota, Metazoa, Chordata, Actinopteri, Perciformes, Anoplopomatidae. Gene Ontology annotation, cellular component: nucleosome. The record is from RefSeq and is a predicted model, not a curated record. Gene Ontology annotation, molecular function: DNA binding; structural constituent of chromatin; protein heterodimerization activity.